Messenger RNA from Epithele typhae, 1989 nucleotides. RefSeq names its product Sec1-like protein. Gene Ontology annotation, biological process: intracellular protein transport; endoplasmic reticulum to Golgi vesicle-mediated transport. Lineage: Eukaryota; Fungi; Basidiomycota; Agaricomycetes; Polyporales; Epitheliaceae. Gene Ontology annotation, cellular component: cytosol; Golgi membrane. The coding region runs from base 1 to 1989 and encodes 662 amino acids. Gene Ontology annotation, molecular function: syntaxin binding. The record is from RefSeq and is a predicted model, not a curated record. The transcript has 11 exons.
AUGGCGAGCGCCGUGCUCAAGCAGGCAGGUGCCGCGCCGCCCACACUCCAGGACUCGCAGACAGAUGCCUUGCUCACCCUCCUCAAUCUCAACGCACCUGUCGACUCCGCGGGUAGUGCAUCGCAGUCUGCCUCCAAAGGCCCUUCUCUCAAAGUCACAUCUCCCAGCGGCCCUCCCGUCUGGAAAGUGCUCGUGCUCGAUCAGUACACCAAGGAUGUCCUUGCCACCGUCCUUCGCGUACAAGACUUGAGAGACGUCGGUGUCACGCUGCAUAUCCAGCUUCACUCCAACAGGCCACCGUUGCCGGAUGUACCCGCCGUAUACUUCGUCUCCCCCACUCUCACCAAUGUCCGAAGGAUAUCCCAAGACCUUGAGAAGGGUCUCUACGAGUCCUAUCACCUCAACUUUGUGGAGCCCCUUCCUCGCGCUUUACUCGAAGAGUUGGCGGGGUCGGUAGCACGAGAUGGAACCGGCGAGCUUGUGGAGCAGGUUCUGGACCAGUACCUUUCCUUCAUUGCACCAUCACCCUCCCUGUUCUCCUUGUUGCCACCUGUCAAUGCUACGCCUUCUCCAUCAUCCGGUACUGCUGCACCGACUGCGGAACCAUCACCUCCCGUCACAACCUAUGAACUUCUCAACUCCCCUUCUUCGUCGGAGCAGCAGAUUGAAGAGGAGAUUGAACGCAUUGCAACCGGUCUCUUCAGUGUCGUAGCCACCAUGGGCCAUGUCCCAAUCAUCCGUGCCCCCAAGGGCAACGCGGGGGAAAUGAUUGCGAAGAAGCUUGAACAAAAGAUUCGAGAUGCGAUCCUGUCAUCCGCGAGACCACUGCUUCUGAUCGUGGACCGAAAUGUCGACCUCACCGCGAUGCUGGCACACGGUUGGACAUAUCAGGCACUUGCCUCGGACUGUCUUGAGAUGAAGCUCAACAGGGUGGUCGUUACUCAGCCCCAGAAACGUUCUUACGACCUCGACUCGAAAGAUUUCUUCUGGGCGAAGAAUGCCGCCAACCCAUUCCCCCAAUACACGCAAGACGCUGAGGAGAUCACACGCUCUACGGGUGUGGGCGACGUGAACGAUAUCGCUCAGAUGGACCUGUCCGCGAACGCAGCACACCUGAAGACGGCGAUCACCGCGCUGCCCGAGCUCACUGCUCGCAAAGCAGUGCUCGACACGCACAUGAACAUAGCGACCGCGCUCCUUGGGGAAAUCAAGAAGCGCGGGCUCGACGUGCUCUUCAGCACCGAGGACGCCGUCACGCGCCAGACCGCGCAGGCGAUCCUCGAGGCCCUCAGGCACCUGAAGUCGGACGCGGCCCCGACCCCGAUGGACAAGCUCCGCCUCGUCCUCGUCUGGUACCUGUCCGCGCCGGACACUGCGGUGUCCAAGGACGACGUCGCGGAGCUCGAGAAGGAGCUCAAGGCUGCGGGCGCGGACGUCGCCGCGUUCGAGUACGUCCGCCGCACGCGCGAGAUCUCGCGCAUGAUGGCACCGAGCAUGCUCGGUGGGGCGUCCACGCCCGUGCCCGGCGUGAGCACCCCGGGCGGCGAGCUCUUCAAGGGCUUCAGCGCGCUUGGUAGCAAACUCACCGUCCACCUGAAAGACGGCGGGUUGGAGAAUCUCAUCUCCGGGGUGAAGAACUUCUUGCCCGCUAACAAGCUCCUCGCCGUCACUCGGCUCACCGAGGCGCUCAUGGACCCGUCCGCAGCGUCGAACCAGUCGCUCCAAGAGACCGACGAGUACCUGUUCCUGGACCCUCGUGCGCCUCGGAACCCCAAUGCCGGACUGGGCAUCUCUGGUGUCGGUGCUCCUGCACCAGGGGGCGCGGGGAGCAUCGUAUUUGUCGUCGGUGGUGCGGGCUACGUCGAGUACGGUAACCUCGAGGAAUGGGCAAAGAAGACUGGAAAAAGGAUUACGUAUGGCGGGACGGAGAUCGUGGAUCCUGGAGGGUUCGUGCAGAUUUUGGAAAGUCUUGGGAAGAAGGCAACGUAG